AUGGCUGCCUUCACGUCUACCUCCUUCCUCUUGGCAGUGCACUUCUCCACGUUCAACUCAGAGUGCUUCCGACCAUUCGUCCGGCACUACGAGCCGGUGACCUAUGACCCAGCGGCCCUAGAGAAGGCAGCCCACAGGACCCGGAGAGCAGCCGACGGGGAAGAGGAGCCGAUCCAGCUAGAAUUCCCGGCGUAUCAGAGGGUGUUCCGACUCAGCCUGAGGCGCAACCGUGAGGCUCUCUCUGACGACUUUGAGCUCAUCAGCACGGGGACCACGGAGCCCUUUGAUGCGUCUUUCCUCUAUUCAGGGGAGCUGCGAGAUGAACCGGGCUCUUCCUGCCACGGCUCCGUAAUCCGCGGUGUCUUCGAGGGUUUCAUCCGCACCCAAAACGGCACCUACUACGUGGAGCCCGCGGAACAGUCCCCGGGUAACCGGACGGGGCCGACUCCGUCCCUCAUCUACCACCAGAGGGAUAUCGAUUAUUCCCGGUUGCAAGACUUGCGGUUUCCUUGUUUGAAGCUGACGAUGAGUCCAGCCUUGGAGACUCUCCAGACGGAGCCAGAGUUGGAGGAAGCGGGCCCAAGGCAGAAACGCAGUCUCGAUUACUCCAAGACAUCCUGCCUUAUGCAUUUCAAGGCCGACUACUUGUUCUACAAGAGGUUUGGGAGCUUGGAAAUGGUGGUGGCUCAGGUGGCCAGCUACGUGAGAGCCGUGAAUGCCAUAUAUGAAAGCACCAACUUUGCCGGGAUCCGACACACAGAAUUCAAAGUGAAAACCUUACACGUUGUCCAGGAAGAGGAUGCCACCGGGCCCACCCACUCACCCUUCAUUGGCCCCGAAAAGCUGCUGAUGCUGCAUGCACGCACCAACUGGGACGGGUACUGCCUGGCGUACCUGCUAACCGACCGGGACUACAGCGGGAUCCUGGGGAUCGCGUUCAACGGGCAGCCCGGGGACUUGGGCGGUAUCUGCUCCCGAUACAGGAUGUUCCAGGGUACACCGAGGUCUCUGAACAGCGGACUGAUCACCCUGCAGAAAUAUGGCCAGUACUUACCGCCCCGCAUCGUCCACCUCACCCUGGCUCACGAACUCGGUCACAGCCUGGGGGCCCAACAUGACGAAAGUGAGGAGUGCGCGGGCUACGGCACGGACACCGACAGGGGGAACUAUCUGAUGUUCGGCCAGGCCACGGACGGCGAGCAGCCCAACAACGACCGCUUCUCCCCGUGCAGCAUCGCCUUCAUCGGCAGGAUCCUGCGUGCCAAGAAGGACCAGUGUUUCGUGGAAACCGACCGGCCCAUCUGCGGAAACCGCAUCGUAGACCCAGGGGAGGAGUGCGAUGUGGGCGCCGACCCCACCGACCUCUGCUGCUACCCAGCCGGCCAGUCAGCGGGUCGCCAGUGCCGGCUGAAGCCAGGAGCGCAAUGCAGCCCAAGCCAGGGCCCGUGUUGUGACCGCGCCUGCACCCACCACCCGGCUGGCCAGCCGUGCCAAGAGGAAACGGACUGCACCCGAGAGAGCGCCUGCCCGGGAGGCACCGCUGCCUGUCCAGACCCCUCCCCCAAAGAUGACUUCACCCCCUGCGGCCUGGGCACCCGGCUCUGCCUUGGUGGGCGCUGCCAUGGCUCCCUCUGCCUCCGGCACGGCCUGGAACAAUGUGACUGCGCCAGCAGCUCCAUGCGUGAGAAGUGCCACCUCUGCUGCCAGCACCCAGGGAAGCCCAACUCCUGCGCCAGCACCACCUCGUCCGUCCUGGAAGCCGAAUUCAACGGCAGCCGGAUCCCGCUGGCUCCAGGCACGCCCUGCUGGGACCGCAGCGGCUACUGCGACCGGCUCCACGUCUGCCGGCUGGUGGAUGACGACGGGCCCCUCGCUCGGGUCAAAAACGCCAUCGUGGGCUUCGUUGAGCUGGAGGACGCGGCCGCCUGGAUGAAGGCUCGCUGGUGGGCGAUCCUCCUGGGCAUCCUGACCCUGGCAGCCCUGAUGGCAGGCACCAUCUUCCUCUUUGGAAGGACCCUGGACACUGAGGCAGGCCUGGAAACAAAGAGCGGCUCGGCGGAGCCAACUGAGCCAGAUCCCGGGCCAAGCGUCACCACAUUCUGGCAGCGGGAGAUCUAUGUCCAGACCUGUGUGGAGCAAGAGACUAUCAUAGAGCUGACUGGGGGGACCCACUGAGGCCACCCCAGACCCUAGAGCUCCACAACUUUCUAGACCACCCUCCCUUAAAAUCCAGAGUACACACCUUUUCCCAGGGAAUCCAGCCGGGUCCCCAUUUCCCAGGGAAAGCGGGAAGACUGGGAGCCCCGUUGUGGGACGAGGCCCGCUUCCGAUCCGAUUAUCUUGAACCUACCCCCCCAUUCUCAGUACGGCGGUU
Ornithorhynchus anatinus (platypus) is the source of this 2374-nucleotide messenger RNA. RefSeq names its product disintegrin and metalloproteinase domain-containing protein 10-like. Lineage: Eukaryota; Metazoa; Chordata; Mammalia; Monotremata; Ornithorhynchidae. The transcript has 16 exons. Gene Ontology annotation, molecular function: metalloendopeptidase activity. The coding region runs from base 1 to 2175 and encodes 724 amino acids. Gene Ontology annotation, cellular component: plasma membrane. The record is from RefSeq and is a predicted model, not a curated record. Gene Ontology annotation, biological process: membrane protein ectodomain proteolysis; Notch signaling pathway.